This is a messenger RNA of Ilex paraguariensis (yerba mate), 2318 nucleotides long. The record is from the annotation of a GenBank genome assembly. NCBI's taxonomy places the organism in Eukaryota, Viridiplantae, Streptophyta, Magnoliopsida, Aquifoliales, Aquifoliaceae.
GUUGGUGGGUGGGAGAGGCUGGAAAUGAAUGGGCAUGGAGGGGAAGAACAAACUGCUUUUGAGAUAGGGUUCGUAGUUCCAAAGAAAGCUGUGGAACAAGAGGAUGAGAAAUAUGAUUGUGUGGAGGUUCUGGUCGAUGAGUUCAGGAAGGCGGGACUAAUAGUUGAUAGAGUUGUUGGCCUGAAUGAUGAAUUUAUCAAGUUGGCAGCGCCUUUGGAGACUUUGGGGAAAGCUGCAGCUGAGUUGCAAUUGAAAAAAAGAACCCACAUUGGAGUGGAUUUACAGUUUGAGUGGGAUGGGGCUGAAGCCUUUGUCAGGCAACCUGAUGGUUCAUUGUUUAGUUGGUGUGAGCGUUUCCACAGCUACCAGCGCAUAAUAAACGGGAUUGUGAAUAAGAGCAAGUUCGUUGUAACAUUAAAGUCUAAUAGCAAAGAGGUCCGCUGGGAGCCAAAAGAACCUCUACUUCGGAAAUUGCAAUCCGAUGGCAUUGUUAAAGAAGUCUUUCCUUUACACGAUGAAACAAAGAGGAAGCAGCUUCUAAGAAGUUGGGCUCUGAAAUGGAGGGACUUCACAAAUCAGCCUAUUGAUGAGAUCUGUUCAUAUUUUGGGAUGAAGAUAGCAACUUAUUUUGAUUUCCUUGGGAUGUACACCCGAUGGAUGUUAUUUCCAGCUGCAUUUGGGCUUACCUUGCAGUUGGUUGAUUUCAGAUCAAUGCAGUUUUUGGUUCUUCCUGUUUUCUUUAUAAGCGUUAUAUCAUGGGCUGUAUUAUUUCUCCAAUUCUGGAAGCGUCAAAACUCUGUUCUUUUAGCCAGGUGGCAGAUUAAUUAUCCAGUUGAAACAGAACCUGGAUAUAAAUUUUUGGAAAUGGAGUGGAGAUCCUUCCAGUCCCCUGUGGAACUCAUGAGGAGAUGGGGGAUGGAGAAAUCAAAAGAGAAAGAGGUUUUCCAAAGAGAAGAAUGGUUUGGACAUCUGAUGAGAUUCAGAAAUGAUGCCAUCGUGAUUCUGAGUAUCAUAUGUCUCCAGCUGCCAUUUGAACUGGCUUAUGCUCAUCUGUAUGAGGCUAUUAGAUCUGGUUUUAUGAAGUUUGGGUUGACUGCGGCAUACCUUUUCACCAUUCAGUAUUUUACAAAAAUUGGGGGCAAGAUAUCAGUGAAGCUCGUUAAAUAUGAAAACAAUAGAAGUACUGAAUAUAGAGCUGAUAGCUUGGUUUACAAGGUGUUUGGUCUUUAUUUUAUGCAGUCAUACAUAGGACUCUUUUACCAUGCACUCCUGCACCGCAACUUUACAACUCUUCGCCAAGUUUUGAUUCAGCGUCUAAUUGUGUCUGAGGUGCUGGAAAAUCUGAUGGAAAAUUCUGUACCUUAUCUAAAAUACAGCUACAAAAAAUAUAAAGCUGUUCGAAAGAAGAGAAAAGAUGAGAAAGGAUCAUCAGCAGGGAAGAUCCAGUCCAUGUCUAGGGUAGAGAAAGAGUACCUUAAACCUGCUUAUUCAGCAAGCAUUGGCAAGGAACUUGAAGAUGGGCUUUUUGAUGACUUUCUGGAGUUGGCAUUGCAGUUCGGAAUGAUCAUGAUGUUUGCUUGUGCAUUCCCCCUUGCAUUUGUUUUUGCUGCAUUGAAUAACAUUACGGAAAUCAGAACAGAUGCACUAAAGCUGCUUGCCAUGUUAAAACGGCCCAUUCCUCGUGCUGCUGCAACAAUUGGAGCUUGGUUGAACAUAUUUCAGUUUCUUAUAGUGAUGUCAAUAUGCACCAACUGCCUUCUGUUAGUAUGCUUGUAUGAUGAGGAAGGGGAAUGGAAAAUCUCACCCGGACUUGCAGCAAUUCUCAUCAUGGAACAUGUCCUCCUACUGAUUAAGUUUGGUUUCUCUCACAUGGUCCCUGAGGAACCUGCUUGGGUCAAAGCAAAACGCAUGAGGAACGCAACUCAAGCACAAGACAUGUGCUCUAAGCAGCUUUUGAGGAGCAUUUCAGGUGGUUAAAAGAUGUUCAGUGAAUUGGUGAAAAAUGAGUGACAAGGGAUAUUCUACACGGUGUCAUGUGAACUUUUUUCAAUUCCGCCUUUAAUGUGUAGGCAUCUCACAGAAAAUAUACCAGAGAUAGAAACUGGUGCUGGAAGCAUUUUUGCAGCCAACGAGUUUUGGUAUUUCAAACAAGUUUUUUUGCAUCAUUGUAGAAAAUUGCAUCACAAACUGAGUUUUUGUCUCGUUAACUUGAGAGAACCAAAAAUAUUUAUCAUUGUUUGCGAAAUUUGUAAUUUAUUAGUGGGAUCAUUUUAGAUUUUACAGAUAUAAACCAAACUUUCACAUUAAUGUAGAACCAC